AAAUGUUUGGGAGUGUAUGUGACGUAUGCGCACUUCCGGUUCAAGUGUGACCGUCUCCAUGACACAGUUGUUUGGGGGAAAAAAAUAACCGUGCGUGUUUUUGAACCCCUCUGAACCCACCUUGUGUGGCAUCUCAGCGGCGGAGGGCACCGCCAGCGGCCGGCCAAAGAUGGAGGCGGUCCCCCGCAUGCCGAUGAUAUGGCUGGACCUCAAGGAGGCUGGUGACUUCCUCUUCAGUCCGGCCGUCAGGCAGUUCAUAUUGAAGAACUACGGGGAGAAUCCUGACCACUACAACGAGCAGCUGAAGAAACUGGAGACGCUGCGUCAGAACGCCGUGAAUGUGACGAGAGACUUUGAAGGAUGCAGCACGUUGAGGAAGUACUUUGGUCAGCUCCAUUACCUCCAGAGCCGUGUUCCCAUGGCGACGGGCCAGGAGGCCGCUGUGCCCAUCUCAUGGACAGAGAUCUUCUCUGGUAAAACAGUCAGCCAUGAUGACAUCAGUUACGAGCAGGCGUGUAUCCUCUACAAUCUUGGAGCGCUGCACUCCAUGUUGGGAGCCAUGGACAACCGCGUGUCCGAGGAGGGCAUGAAAGUAUCGUGCACACACUUCCAGUGCUCAGCGGGAGCGUUCUCCUACCUGAGGGAUAAUUUCAGUCACAACUUCAGUGUGGACAUGAGCCAUCAGAUCCUUAACCUCAACAUCAACCUCAUGCUGGGUCAGGCUCAGGAGUGUCUUCUGGAGAAAUCCAUGCUGGACAACAGGAAGAGCUUCCUGGUGGCUCGCAUCAGCGCUCAGGUGGUGGAUUACUACAAGGAGGCCUGUAGGGCACUGGAGAACUCCGAGACGGCCUCCAUGCUGGGGAAGAUCCAGAAGGACUGGAAGAAGCUGGUCCAGAUGAAGAUCUACUAUUUUGCAGCCAUCGCACACCUCCACAUGGGCAAACAAGCCGAGGAGCAGCAGAAGUACGGCGAGCGGCUGGCGUACCUUCAGAGCUCCUUGGACAAACUGUCCGAGGCCAUCAAGCUGGCCAAGGGUCAGCCCGACAGCGUACAGGACGCCCUGAGGUUCACCAUGGACGUCAUCGGUGGAAAGUUCAACUCCGCCAAGAAGGACAACGACUUUGUCUAUCAUGAGUCUGUUCCUGCCCUGGACACGCUGACGUCUGUCAAAGGUGCCCCACUGGUCAAAGCCCUCCCAGUAAACCCCACAGACCCCAGCGUCACUGGACCAGACCUCUUUGCCAAGCUGGUCCCCAUGGCGGCCCACGAGGCGUCCUCCCUCUACAGCGAGGAGAAAGCCAAGCUGCUGCGAGACAUCAUGGCCAAGAUCGACGGCAAGAAUGAGACGCUGGAGCAGUUCAUGGACUCUCUGGGUUUGGAGCCUGAGUCUGUAGACAACCUGGACUUGUACAGCCACAUCCCUCCGGUCCUGAUGGAGAAGUGUGCAGCUCUCAGUGUCCGACCCGACACCGUCAAGAGCCUCAUCCAGUCCAUGCAGGUCCUCUCGGGGGUCUUCACCGAUGUGGAGUCGUCCCUGAGAGAGAUCCGAGAUGUUCUGGAGGCGGACGAGGCUGGUGAGCGCGCCCUCCAGGAAGCGGGCCCCCCAGUGGUGGAGCUGCACCCAGCGCCGCAGGCCCAAAUUCUGUCUGAGAUCCACAGGGACCUGGAAAAAUACAUGGAAGCUCACGAGAAGGCCAGUUUCACCAACACAGAGCUUCACCGGGCCAUGAACCUGCACAUCAGCAACCUGCGCCUGCUGGGGGGGCCUCUGGAAAGUCUGAGGGAGGCUUUGCCCCACCCACAACUCAGUGAAGAGGAAGUGGCGGGGCUUCAGUGCAUGAAGCGGAUUCUGGCUAAGGUUCAGGAAAUGAGGGAGCAGAGAAGCAGUUUGGAGAAACAACUACGCGAGCUCAUUCAUCAGGAUGACAUCACCUCCACUUUGGUCACCACCGAGAGAGCAGACAUGAAGCGUGUGUUUGAGGAGCAGCUGAAGAAGUACGAGCAGGUGAAGGUAUACAUCGACCAGAACCUGGCGGCCCAGGAGAACAUCUUGAAGGCCCUCACCGAGGCCAAUGUUCAGUACGCGUCCGUCCGCAAGAGUCUGAGCCAAACGGAGCAGCAGUGGAACGGCACGGUCCAGGGUCUGGUGGGCUCCUACGAAGCCUACGAGGACCUGAUGAAGAAGUCCCAGGAAGGCAAAGAGUUCUACGACGACCUGGAAGCCAAAGCUUCUCGUCUGCUUGAGAGAGCAAAGACUUUGUGUCAGACCAGAGCGGACGAGAGGAAGCCUGUCCUCGAAAGAGAAAGCCUGAAAAAGCCUCCGGCCAGACCUACAGCGGCAAAGCCCUACUUGAAGCCAAAGUCUCGGGAUGGAGACUCGGCCUGUUCAAGUCUAGAUGAUCCAGAGUUGGCCCAACUCAAUGCAGCCAUUUUGGCUUUAGGAAAUGACCAACCAGAGGAGCUGCGCAGCCUCCCGCCUAACAUUCCUUCCCUUCCCACAUCUCGUCUGCCAGGUCCAGAAGCCUUCCUGCCCCCGGGUGCCUGCCUGGGCGGAAGCGGAUCUUUGCCUUGGCCCGGUUCUUCAAUCCCGGGUCUUCCUCGUUUCCCAGCCAAUCUCCCUCCUCCAGAGCUUCUGGCUCGGAUUGCUCAGUUUCCAACAUCCGGUGUUGUGGCGGCACCUGGACCUUUGGCAUGCAGACAGAUUCCACAGAUGCCUUCACAAAUACCGACGCAGGUGCCAUACAGGCCACCUGGCCCCCACGUCCCUCAAGUUUGUCCCACUCCAGUCCGGCCCUCAACCACCACAGUAGACAGCAUUCAGGCCCCGAUCCCCAGCUACCCUUCAACACCUCAACACCCCCUCCCGCCUGCAGCUUCUACUGCUUACCCUGUACAUCCACAGAUGGGAGCAUACCCCCAGUUUGUUCCCCAAACGGGAGUCCCGAUUUUGACGCAACAGAAACCGGCUCAGCAACCUUACCCAUCUCCUGUGGGGCAACCACUUCCCCCAGGCUACCAGGCUGGACCCAGACCCCUUGCUGCCCAUCACCUUCCUUUACAGACUUAUUCCCAUGGUUACUUGCCCCCUCAAUCUCGUGCCCCGCCACAGUAUCCACAAACAUUCCCAGGUCACAUGCAUCAACAACAAAACGGCUACCAGGCCCCGCCUCAGAUACACCAAGGCUACCCGACCCCUCAGACCUACGCCCCACAGCAGCUGCCUCAAGGGAUGCCAGGCUCUAUGCCACCCCCAUCCCAGGGCCUGAUGCCCGCACAAAGUGCUCCUCUACAACUCCCGCCAACGUCUCAGACGACCCCGCCUGUUUCUCAGUCUUACCUGUCCCACCCAAAGCAACAAAUGCCCCACAGUGCCCAGCAACUCGUGCCCCAUCCACAGACUAUUCAGCCCCCGCUUCAUGCACAGAUGCCUCCCGGUCCUCAAGUCCAUCUCCCAAGAGGUCCCAUGGUGCAGAUGUCCCCGGGUAGCCUUGCACCACAGCAUCAUCCCCACCCUGGACAACAUUCCAUUCCAAGCAUGCCCCAACCGCACAUGUCAAUGCCCCCUCCAAGCCAAGUACAAGCCCACCACACUGGGGGUGUUUGCUAUCCUGGAGGGCCCCCCAUGUUGCCUCAGCAGCCCCUGGCACCACAGCCCCUAGCUCCCCCACAGCCUUCAAUGUACCCUUCACCCCCAGGAGUUAGUUUACCCCCAAGUGGUCCACAGCAGCCCCCCGCCAUGGGCCCACAUAGUCUACAUCCUCAUGUCCCGCCUCAGCACAUGGUCCAACCUUCAGCAGGACAGACAGCCAUUACUCCCUCCCCUCCACCUGUCCCGUCUCCAGCACCCUCACCAGGUCCAGCGUCUAUGGGUCUGACCCCCCAGCUGAGACCCACGACCACCCCCAAGACGGGGGGUAUCGGUCCACCCACCCUUUCCUCUCUCUCAGCAGCAUGUCCAUCCACAUCAAUGUUCCAGCUUCAGAACUCUAGCCAUCAUGACCUCCUCUCCUCCAGUCCAGAGAGUCACACUGGGGCCACCAAGACCCCCACCAACGUCCUCCAGCCCAUUAAAGCAGAUCCCAAGGAGGGGGAGCGGCGAAAGAAGGACUCUCAGGGGGUUCUCUUGAUCCAAGGUGACCCGUACCAAGAUCCAGAGCUCGUUGCCCGUCUUCACAGUGAACUGGAAAAUUUCAGAAGACAAGUGGAGUCCCUGGAGAACCCUUCGGAGACGGAGGGGGGGGUGUCGGUGCUGGACGCUCAUUGGAAGGAACUCCAGGAGCAGCAGGAGAAAGACGCCCGGCAGCUGUCCAUCGCUAUCGCCCGCUGCUACACCAUGAAGAACCGGCACCAGGACGUGAUGCCUUACGACCUCAACAGGGUGGUCCUGCAGUCGGGCAAAGACGACUACAUCAACGCUAGCUACAUCAAAGACUUGUCGCUAUAUUGCCCCCACCUCAUCGCCACCCAGGCGCCGCUCACUGGCACCGCCGCAGAUUUCUGGUUGAUGGUCUACGAGCAGAAAGUGUCCCUGGUGGUCAUGCUGGUUUCGGAGCAGGAAGUGGAGAAGGGGAAAGUUCUGCACUACUUCCCGACAGAGCGCGGCCAGCAGUUGUCUCAGGGUCCCAUCACGCUCAGCCUGACCACGCAGAAGACCACGCCCACACACGUGGAGCGCAUGAUCAGCCUGCAGUACCGCGACCAGAGCCUCAAGCGCACCGUUGUCCACCUGCAGUUUACCUCCUGGCCAGAGCUGGGGCUUCCCGAGAGCAAGAGCAACCUGCUGAACUUCAUCCAGGAGGUCCAUGGGCACUACCUGCACCAGAGACCCUCACACACUCCUGUGGUGGUCCACUGCAGUUCGGGUGUCGGACGCACCGGCGCCUUCUGUCUGCUGUACGCGGCGCUGCAGGAGCUGGAGGCCGGGAACGGGAUCGCGGACCUUCGUGUGCUGGUGAAGAAGAUGAGGCAGCAGAGGAAGAACAUGCUGCACGAGAAGCUGCACCUCAAGUUCUGCUACGAGGCCGUGUUGAAGCACUCUGAGCAGGUCCUGCUGCGACACGGCGUCUCCGUAGCAACCAGUAGCAGGACCGCCAGCUCGGCCGCGACGAAGUCGUACUCGCGCCAGGAGUCCCAGCAGGAUCUGGUCCUGGGGGCCGACAUGCCCAUCAGCUCCAUCCAGGCCACCAUCGCCAAGCUCAGCGUGCGGCCCCCCAGCACCCAGCCCACGGAGGGCGGGGCCUGUCCCGGCCUGGAGGAGGAGCUUGUGUGCGUCUCACCCUCCCUCGACUCGCCGGACGACGCCCCCCAGGAACAUUUGGAACCCACCGCCUCGUUUAGUUCCCCCCUAGCACAUUCCCCGCCGCCGCCCAACGGCCUGGAUGUUGAGUCCCCUCCCCUCAUGCCCCCGGAGACUCCGCCUGAACCACCGCCCGCCGCUCCGUCGUCGUUGGAACUGCUGGCCUCGCUGGCGCCAGAAGCUUUCUCCAUGGAGGGCGGCGGGCGGGGAAAGCAACGCGUCACCAAGCAGAGUUUCCUGCAGCCGGCGGAGGGUCAGGGUCUCCACGGGACCCGGGGGGGCGAAAGCACAGACCCCCUCAGCGGUCUAGAUCCCCUGUGGAGUCUCAACAAGUAAACUUUUGAGCCGUAGAACAAUCCCAGCAUGCACUGCACAGCCAAGUGAUGCUUUUAAACAUGGCGGGCUGGGCGGAGCUUGUUGGAAGACAACCAAUCAGCAAUGAGUUUGUGUAAGCCUUUUAGAAGUUUACUAAUGGUUGAAUAAAGUACGUCGACACUAA
Molecule: messenger RNA, 5795 nt
Organism: Nerophis ophidion (straightnose pipefish)
Lineage: Eukaryota; Metazoa; Chordata; Actinopteri; Syngnathiformes; Syngnathidae
Gene: ptpn23a
Product: protein tyrosine phosphatase, non-receptor type 23, a
Exons: 24
Coding region: 170-5632 (1820 amino acids)
Biological process (GO): endocytic recycling; protein transport to vacuole involved in ubiquitin-dependent protein catabolic process via the multivesicular body sorting pathway; protein dephosphorylation
Cellular component (GO): endosome
Molecular function (GO): protein tyrosine phosphatase activity; protein binding
Source: RefSeq, a predicted model, not a curated record